This is a messenger RNA of Carcharodon carcharias (great white shark), 3572 nucleotides long. RefSeq names its product protein phosphatase 1, regulatory subunit 3B (gene ppp1r3b). The coding region runs from base 172 to 1068 and encodes 298 amino acids. The record is from RefSeq and is a predicted model, not a curated record. The transcript has 2 exons. Gene Ontology annotation, molecular function: protein phosphatase 1 binding; glycogen binding. Lineage: Eukaryota; Metazoa; Chordata; Chondrichthyes; Lamniformes; Lamnidae. Gene Ontology annotation, biological process: regulation of glycogen biosynthetic process. Gene Ontology annotation, cellular component: protein phosphatase type 1 complex.
CCGAAUGACCACUACUUAUUGCUGAGCCUUGACUUUGGAGUAUGGGGGAAAGAUGAUGAUGGAAUGGGAGGAGGAAGGAAGACGCACAGCUGAGCUUGAUCUUGCCCUCACCCGACAUCCACACAUUUGCACGUUCUGCAGGGGUCGCUGGAUAGUGAUGGUAAACCUUGUAUGCUUGAGGUCUUGUCUCCCAGAUCUGCAAUGCCAAUUGACAUCGCUAUGCAGCUAUAUCUUCCUCCUCCAUUCAAGCAAGUGAGCUACACCAGAAAAAGAGCACUGAAAGUAACCCAGCCGCUACGGCCCUGUAUCCACCUCCGCAUCAGUGAAGAUGCACCAGAAAAUGAGCACAGAAUCAAGGAACAGAAACGUGUUUCCUUUGCAGACACAAAGGGCUUGCCCUUGACUACGGUUAAAUUCUUUGAUUUGCACGACCUAAAUUUUUCCUUCAAUGUUGAUGACCUGAUCAGCAGCUUAGUAGGCCUGAAGACCACAGACAAAGAUAGCCUGCUCUUAGAUUUUGCACAGCCUUCGUUGAACUACCAAGAUUUCAAGAAUCGUGUAGAAACUGACUUGGUUUGCCUUGAAAACUGCAUGUUACAAGAGAAUACCAUCAUGGGGACAGUCAAGGUGAAAAACAUUGCAUUUGAGAAAUCCUUGAAAGUGAGAAUAACAUUUGAUACUUGGAAAUCUUUACAAGACCAUGACUGCUGCUAUGUCCAAGACUCUUAUGCUGGCUCAGAUAAAGAUACUUUUGCAUUUGAGAUUCGUUUACCGGAAUACAUUGUUCCACACGAAAGGAUAGAGUUUGCCAUCUGUUAUGAAAGUGGUGGGAAGACCUAUUGGGAUAGUAACAAAGGGCAGAACUACAGGUUAAUCCGGUCGGAGCUGAAACACACUCCGGAGUCUAGCAAAACAAAUCAGCCACUGGAUGCUUUAUUGACUGAAUCUGACUGCAUGCCAGGAUAUGGGAUUGAGUUUGACCAUUAUGGUGGUCUCCGUUGCUCCUAUGGUUUGUUCCCCGAAUGGCCCAGUUACGCUGGUUAUGACAAAAUGGGACCUUACUAUUGAGCAGGAUUGCUUGGGAUUACAUUGUUCUUGAAAGUCUAGAUGGUUUUAAAUUUGUCUUUCAAUGUAUAACUGGUUUAGCAAAGCAAGGGCUGGUUGCAAGCAUUAACCGGAUGUUGUCAACACAUCAGAAUCUUGCGAUUUUUAACAUUUAUUAAAUCCGGGUUGUCGGUGCGCAAGCUCAUAUUGUAAUCUGUAAUUUGAAGUGUCUACUGAGGAUCACAAAAGAAUGCUGCCUCUCCAAAUACACCAAGUGUUCACAUUCUGUACUUGGUGUCACUGUUUAAUUUUCCAGCAUGUUUUCUAAUUGUCUUGAGGUGCACCUACCAAUUCAAGCAUGACUCUGUCAAUUCUGAAAUGUUCCAGUCUUUUCAACUCUGCCUGUUUGCACCAAAUGAUUUCAGGAAGCUCUUCUAAAGCAGCUAUUGACAUGUGGAAUGAACUUGUGCAUAGGGUAAUGGAGGCAUCGUUUUAGAACAACUAGGAGGCUGUGAUGGAAGCCAUUCUAGGACCCUUCUGGAUUGAUCAUCUUCAACUGUAUUUUUCUUAAAGUACUUGACCUGUUUAAAGCCCAUUGCAGGUUUGAUGUCGGAUCUGGGAUCCUGGUAUCAAGUUCAUUUUGUAGUGAGGAAUUUUUUUCAAACAGCAGACUCAUUGUGUUGAUUUUGAUCAGCAGACAAUCAAUAGUACUCAAACUGAUUGGACCUUGUUUUAUCAGGUCUAAAUAUCCAAGGGGAAAUGAAAGAAUGCGCACUUUCAUAUUUAUUCUGUAGAAAUUUGUUGACACUUCCACUAAGGUCAUUGUAUUCAGUUUUUCUUCUUGCCCAUUAGUUUUCUCAAAAAAAACUGAAUUUGAUUUAUCAUAAGUCUUGCACAUUAGAGACUAGGAAUUUGCAUAGAGAUGCUCCUUCACUUGACAGUUCAAUGUAAAUUAGUAGCUCAAAGGUAGUUAAACUCAAGUUGAGUCCUUCUCUCUCACCUGAGAGAUUUGCAUUUGCUUGGGAGAUCUGUCAGAUAGCAGUGACUGUUAGCUGUAUGUUGUGGAUUGGCUGCUGUGCUUGUUAAAACUGAGCCUGUACAACACUGUGAAACUGCGAGUGAGCAGGAAUAAGCAUCAACAAAUGACUUAGCCUUUUGUCCUAAAAGCACUGUCGGCUGGGACACAGCUCCUCAGGCAUUUGCUGCUCUCCAUUGUCUGGCCCAAAUAAUCAAUUUUGUCAUAUGUAGUAGACAUAGAGUAUUGGCUUAGUUAUGCCACUUUGAUAGGCAUCAGGAUUUGCUGAAUCAUAGGAAAGUUUAACUUGGGUAAAUUGUGGUUUUUGUGCAUGUGUUGCCACCAGUCCCCCAGGUCGAACAGCCAUUGAGCCUGGGAAACUCCUGACCUUUGCUCAGUGCUGUACCAAGUGGUGCAGUCAUACAUUGAGCUGCCUGGAAACCCAGACAAGUACUUUUCUGUCAAAGAAAUUUGGAGAUUUUUUUUUCCCCAGCUCUGUGUUAUUGAACCCACUGUGGUGCAUAUAAUGUGAUCAAGUGUAAUUCAUUACAGUACAGUGAUGAUCUAUUGUAAUUCUUGUUUCCCACAAGGAAGGCCUUUGAGCAUGUACUGUCCACAUGGCACGUGCACAUUUAUGUCAAGUUCUGUGCAACUUCCACCACUGCAUGACACCAGUAUUUAAAACAUUGGGCAGGUCACACAUCAGCAGCAACUGUCAAUUUCCAUUUUUAUACAUGGCAUUCCAGAAGUUUUCCUGCUGCUUUUGGGAUUACAUUCCAGGAAUCUGUCCCUCUUUUAUUUUUCUCUCUGAUGAAACUGCAAACCACUGGUUUUGGCUGUGAAUCUUAGAAGUUAUGGCAGGGAAAGAGACCAUUCACCUGACCCAUUGCUAGCUCUUCAACUGUAGUUUUCACCAGCACCAUCAUUUUAUAUUACUUUUCAAACACUUUAGUCAAUCUCCUCUUGUCCCUACUCAGUAACUACUUGUGGCAAAGCAUUCCAUGUUCCAACAGCUCACAGUGUUGGGGAGGGAGGGAAAGAAAUCUUCUAACUUCCCCUUUGUUCCAGCACCUCAGGAGUUUGUCACGAAUCCACCAACCAGUGCACAAUCAUUCAUCGUUUUGAAGGCCUUAGAAUAAAAUCUCCAAGGAUCAUGUCCUGUGAAAUGUUUCCUCCAAAUGAAAAGCUGCUUUAUUAGAUGUUCCAGUUCAAUGGAAGGCUGAGGUCAAUAAUUUUUUUUGUUGAGUGAGGAUAAAGGGAUAUGGAGCAAAUGGACUUGCAGAUCAGCCAUAGUGGGGGAGCAGGCUCUAAUGACUGAAUGGCCUCCUCCCAUCCCUAUUUCUAGUUUUUAAUGAUCUAAUUGAAUGGUGAAGCAAGCCAAGGCUGACCCCGGCUCCUUGGGACAAUAUACUCAGUGGCUGCUGUUCAAUUCUGUUGAUCACUGGUGUAUUUUUUUGGCAAACCGUAUUCUGUGUCUGAUGUGCUUUACACAUUAAAGAUUGACCUGGCUGUG